AAUAACUUCUUAACAGGCUGAAAGUUGGUCUUCAAGUUGUGGCAGUCAAAGCUCCGGGUUUUGGUGACAAUAGAAAGAACCAGCUUAAAGACAUGGCUAUUGCUACUGGUGGUGCAGUAUUUGGAGAAGAAGGACUAAAUCUAAAUCUUGAAGAUGUUCAGCCUCAUGACCUAGGGAAAGUUGGGGAGGUCAUUGUGACCAAAGACGAUGCCAUGCUCUUGAAAGGAAAAGGAGACAAGGCUCAGAUUGAGAAGCGUAUCCAAGAGAUAAUUGAGCAGUUAGACGUCACAACUAGCGAAUAUGAAAAGGAAAAACUGAAUGAACGUCUGGCAAAACUCUCAGAUGGUGUUGCUGUGUUGAAGGUUGGUGGGACAAGUGAUGUUGAAGUGAAUGAAAAGAAAGACAGAGUUACAGAUGCCCUUAAUGCUACCCGAGCUGCUGUUGAAGAAGGCAUUGUUCUGGGAGGGGGCUGUGCCCUGCUUCGGUGCAUUCCAGCCUUGGAGUCAAUAACUCCAGCUAAUGAAGAUCAAAAAACAGGUAUAGAAAUAAUUAAAAAAACACUAAAAAUUCCUGCAAUGACUAUUGCUAAGAAUGCAGGUGUUGAAGGAUCAUUGAUAGUUGAGAAAAUUAUGCAGAGUUCUUCAGAAGUCGGUUAUGAUGCUAUGCUUGGAGAUUUUGUGAAUAUGGUGGAAAAAGGAAUCAUUGAUCCAACUAAGGUUGUAAGAACUGCAUUACUGGAUGCUGCCGGAGUGGCCUCUCUCUUAACAACAGCAGAAGUUGUAGUCACAGAGAUUCCUAAAGAAGAGAAGGAUCCUGGAAUGGGUGGCAUGGGUGGAAUGGGAGGUGGUAUGGGAGGUGGCAUGUUCUAAUUCUAGAAUAGUGCUUUGCCAUUAUUAAUGAACUGUGAGAGGAAGUUCAAGGCAGUGUUCCUCACCAAGAAUUUCAGGAGAGGUCAGUUGAAGGAGAUGACUGAAGAAAAGGCUGGCUGAUGUUUAAGAAAAUAACUAUAACCAUCAGUUACUGGUUUCAGUUGACAAUAUAGAAUGGUUUACUGCUGUCAUUGUCCAUGCCUACAGAUAAUUUAUUUUGUAUUUUUAAAUAAAGACAUUUGUACAUUCCUGAUAAAUGAGCUUACGAGCCAUGUACCAAUGUACUGCUUUCAACUUAAAUCACUGAGGCAUUUUUACUACUAUUCUGUUAAAAUCAGGAUUUUAGUGCUUGCUGUCACCAGAUGAGAAGUUAAGAAGCAGCCUUUCUGUGGAGAGUAAGAACAAUUGUGUACAGAGUAGAGAAAUAUCCAAUUAUGUGACAACCUUUGUGUAAUAAAAAUUGUUUAAAGUUAA
Molecule: messenger RNA, 1343 nt
Organism: Odocoileus virginianus texanus
Lineage: Eukaryota; Metazoa; Chordata; Mammalia; Artiodactyla; Cervidae
Source: RefSeq, a predicted model, not a curated record